GUCGAACAAAUCGUCAUCAUUGGAGCUUUGGCAGCGAACGCGCUCAUAACGUCACUCAUAGGGCAACACCACGUCCGCCGCAUACCGCUAAAACCAGGGCCCCGAUUCUAAACCCCACCACGUCGAAGCUUUUCCUUCAGCCAACAAUACAUCCGCGUCUUCCGCAUUUCACUUCGAGACGUGUUCCUCCUUCCUUCCACAAAACACCCUCGAGCCCACCAAUUGCCCUUGAUACCCCACCCCCAGCGCGCUUCUCAACACUAUCAACCACAGUCCCCCAUCGGCGAUUACUAUGGCGGACACAGUUAUUCAGCCUGAGGUCGAUGCCAAUGCCGGCACCAUGGAGCUCAAGGACAACACUAUCAUCGUAGUUCUGGGCGCGUCCGGUGAUUUGGCCAAGAAGAAGACCUUCCCUGCGCUCUUCGGUCUCCACCGCAACAACUUCCUCCCCAAGAACAUUCGCAUCGUCGGAUAUGCGCGCACAAAGAUGGACCACGAGGAGUUCCUCAAGCGCGUCAAGUCUUACAUCAAGACUCCCACACAGGAGCUGGAGAAGCAGCUUGAGGAGUUCGUCGGCUACUGUUCGUACGUUUCCGGCCAGUACGACAAGGACGAGUCCUUCAUCGAGCUCGAGCAACACCUGGCCGAGCUCGAGAAGGGUCGCAAGGAGAACAACCGUAUCUUCUACAUGGCACUUCCUCCCAGCGUCUUCAUCACAGUCUCGCAGCACUUGAAGCGCAACAACUACCCCAAGAACGGUAUCUCCCGUGUUAUUGUCGAGAAGCCCUUCGGUAAGGACCUCCAGAGCUCCCGCGAGCUCCAGAAGGCACUUGCCCCCGACUGGUCAGAGGAUGAGCUUUUCCGUAUCGACCACUACCUUGGUAAGGAGAUGGUCAAGAAUAUCUUGAUCCUCCGAUUUGGUAACGAGUUCUUCGGCGCAACCUGGAACAGGAACCACAUCGACAAUGUUCAGAUCACGUUCAAGGAGCCAUUCGGCACAGAAGGCCGUGGUGGCUACUUCGACGAGUUCGGCAUCAUCCGUGAUGUCAUGCAGAACCACUUGCUCCAGGUCCUCACCCUCCUCGCUAUGGAGCGUCCCAUUUCCUUCUCCGCCGAAGACAUCCGUGACGAGAAGGUCCGUGUCUUGCGAGGCAUGACCGCGAUCGAGCCCAAGAACGUCAUUAUCGGACAGUACGGAAAGUCGCUCGACGGACAGAAGCCUGGUUACAAGGAGGACGACACAGUCCCCAAGGACUCACGAUGCCCCACAUUCGCCUCGAUGGUCGCAUACAUUAAGAACGAGCGAUGGGACGGUGUGCCUUUCAUCCUGAAGGCAGGAAAGGCACUCAACGAGCAAAAGACUGAAGUCCGCAUCCAGUUCAAGGAUGUCACCUCUGGUAUUUUCAAGGACAUUCCCCGCAACGAGUUGGUCAUCCGUGUCCAGCCCAACGAGUCCGUCUACAUCAAGAUGAACUCCAAGCUGCCCGGUCUCAGCAUGCAGACCGUUGUCACAGAGCUCGACCUCACAUACAGGCGGCGAUUCUCCGACCUCAAGAUCCCCGAGGCGUACGAGUCGCUGAUUCUCGACGCGCUCAAGGGCGACCACAGCAACUUCGUUCGUGACGACGAGCUCGAUGCCAGCUGGAGGAUCUUCUCGCCUCUGCUGCACUACCUUGACGACAACAAGGAGAUCAUCCCCAUGGAGUACCCCUACGGAUCUCGCGGCCCUGCCGUUUUGGAUGACUUCACAUCAUCCUACGGAUACAAGUUCAGCGACGCAGCAGGCUACCAAUGGCCCAUGCAGGAGGAGGGCAAGUUGUAGAUUGCACCUUUCAUGCAGAAAAGUUGGUUAUACCACAGUAAUGGAGUCGUGAGACAGGAUAUAUGAGCUAUUUUGCGAUUCGGUCGGCGAAUGUUCAGCGCUGUUAGGGAAGCGUAAGGCGAGCAUCAGGCCAGGAUCCAUAGAUUAUGAAUGUAACGG
Molecule: messenger RNA, 1981 nt
Organism: Macroventuria anomochaeta
Lineage: Eukaryota; Fungi; Ascomycota; Dothideomycetes; Pleosporales; Didymellaceae
Product: glucose-6-phosphate dehydrogenase
Exons: 8
Coding region: 293-1822 (509 amino acids)
Biological process (GO): glucose metabolic process; pentose-phosphate shunt, oxidative branch
Cellular component (GO): cytosol
Molecular function (GO): NADP binding; glucose-6-phosphate dehydrogenase activity
Source: RefSeq, a predicted model, not a curated record